Messenger RNA from Cherax quadricarinatus, 5151 nucleotides. RefSeq names its product Ecdysone receptor (gene EcR). NCBI's taxonomy places the organism in Eukaryota, Metazoa, Arthropoda, Malacostraca, Decapoda, Parastacidae. Gene Ontology annotation, biological process: cell differentiation; positive regulation of transcription by RNA polymerase II; ecdysone receptor signaling pathway. The record is from RefSeq and is a predicted model, not a curated record. Gene Ontology annotation, cellular component: nucleus. Gene Ontology annotation, molecular function: zinc ion binding; ecdysone binding; nuclear receptor activity.
CAGGUAGGUACAUAAAAUUUUGUAUUAUACUCGUACAGGUUUUUAUCAUACAUUCCUAUAACAGCAUCUCUUUUCCUCAGGUUUCUUCAGGAGAUCUAUCACUAAGAAUGCAGUCUAUCAGUGUAAAUAUGGCAACAACUGUGAAAUGGACAUGUACAUGAGACGCAAAUGUCAAGAAUGUCGCUUAAAGAAAUGUCUCAAUGUUGGCAUGCGACCAGAGUGUGUAGUACCAGAGUCUCAGUGCCAAGUCAAACGUGAACAAAAAAAGGCUAGGGAUAAAGACAAAAAAGAAUACCCUAGUAUUGGCUCCCCUAUAGCUGAGGAAAAGGCUAUUCAUUUUAGUCCAGUGAGUAAUGAUUGUAAACCCAAAGGAUCACCAACUGCAUCUGCUAUGCAGUUCAAAACUCUUGUGGGAAGCAGUAACAUCACUCUAAGUCCUGUAUCCUUAAUGCCAAGGACUAAUGUUAAACCUUUGACUAGAGAGCAAGAAGAACUGAUUCACACACUAGUCUACUAUCAAGAGGAGUUUGAGCAGCCUUCAGAGGAAGACCUAAAGAAAAUCAAAUUUACCUUCGAUGGGGAAGAUACAAGUGACAUGAGAUUCAGGCACAUAACCGAGAUGACGAUCCUCACAGUUCAGCUCAUAGUGGAAUUCUCCAAGCAACUACCAGGUUUCGGCACUCUUCAACGAGAAGACCAGAUUACUCUGCUCAAGGCAUGCUCUUCAGAGGUGAUGAUGCUUCGAGCUGCACGGCGUUAUGAUUCCAAGACUGAUUCAAUUGUCUUUGGAAAUAACUUUCCCUACACGCAAAACUCAUACGAGUUGGCAGGCUUGGGGGAAUCAGCUGGUACCCUAUUCCGCUUUUGUCGCAAUCUGUGUAAGAUGAAGGUGGAUAAUGCUGAAUAUGCAUUACUAGCAGCUAUUGCCAUUUUCUCAGAGAGGCCUAAUCUAAAAGAACUCUCAAAAGUAGAAAAACUUCAAGAAAUAUACCUCGAGGCAUUGAAAUCUUAUGUGGAAAACCGACGAAUGCCACGAUCCGCUAUGGUGUUUGCAAAGUUGCUAAACAUUCUCACAGAAUUGCGAACCCUUGGUAACCUUAACUCAGAAGUGUGCUUCUCUCUCACACUCAAGAACAAGCGACUUCCGCCUUUCUUGGCUGAGAUUUGGGAUGUUUCUGGAUGUUAAUGCUGAGCCACCGCCACUUCCCGGGUGCCAUGUUUCUGAGGUCGACUUACGAGUGCAAGAAGGUUGUGAGUCAUCUGGGGGUGGUGGGUGGUCCCUACACUAUGUACCUGCAGGCUGUGAGUGAGAGACUGAUAAUGCUGUGGGAGCAGCUUUACACUGCCACCCAGAACCCACUUUCAGCCACCUGAUAUGUGUAUGUGCUAGGCCGCCGUUAUGACAGUGCCGUGCAGCCCGCCACCAGUGCAAUGUUGAGUGUAUAAUAAUGCGCCCAGUUUGUCCAAGGGGCAACAUUACAUGCAAUGUAGCUUUAAUUUUUAAUAUUGUGAAGUUUUUUUUUUUUUUUAAGCUGUGAAGGUGACACUGUCAGAUUUUAUUUCAUACUGAACACACGUGUGCAUACAAUAAAAAUGUACAUAAACAUACACACACAAAUGCACAUAUACAUACAUGCAUUCUUACAUACACAUGAAAUGUGUCUAAUAAUAUUUAACUAUAUAAAGCUACAUUGCAAUGUUGUUCAGAUACUGCGCAAGCCACUAUUUGGCAGGCAACGAACUCCACGUGCCUUGCUUACGGUCAAGCUUCUGUUUCCUAUCUAAUUCUCAAGGUGUUCCUGAGAGACUGAGAGAGUGGAAUUUAAACACAAAGGAACAGUGCGAUGUCUUCGGAUCCAUAUUUUUAUAUGACUUCUUACUUGUUAAUUUAAUUGAGCUGGUAUGCCGUCCUUACAAGUACUGUAGUAGACUAUUGAAAAUAUAUGUUAAUAUUAUUGUAAUGUUAUUAUUACUGCUAUAAAUUGUAAUCUUGUACCAAUAUCCCUGCCCUUACACAUGGAAGGUUGUGUAUAAAUCAGCUUACAUUUAAGACUUGAGAAUGUAGUGGUGCAGUUUAGAAUGUGAAAUGGGUUUGCAGUUUGCUCCUAUGAAUUGUGCAAUGUAAAUGGAUUAUGCUGUUAACAUGUGUCCAGCAGCAUGGAAUGGGAUACUCAAUGCCAUACAGAAAAAUAGGUUUAAUUAAUAACAAAAUUCCCAGAUUUAUCAUAUGACACUUUAGUUGUUGAAGGUAAAGAGGUGAAUAUUUCCUCAGUAAUCAAAUUUUUCAAGUAAAUGUUGAUGGUUUACAUAAUUAUGUGGUCUAUAACCUUGUAAUGGUAAAGUAUAUUGCUUCUAAUACACAGGCAUUAAAUAGAAAAAGUUAAAAUUUCCAAUGUAGUUGUCUGUAUUGGCAUUCAUAUCCCAAUUCUGCAUUCAAGAAUGAGAUUCCUAUCCUUAGCCAAUUAGCCAACUUUGUUAUGAAAAAUAACCUGAAUUUAUGAAGAAAGUCUAAUUAGAUAUUAAUAACCAAAUUUGCACGUGAUGUGCACCCCUUUAUCUUCAGUGGAUCUACUGAAUAUCCAAGAAACCAUAGCUAACCCUAAGAAACACCCUUUGCCUUUUUCCCGGAUUAAAAUAUAUGGAAUGAAUGGCAAUUAGAACUUUACAGCUGUUGCCAUUAUCUUCCUAACCCUAACAUGAUAAUCUCUCAGUGGUCACCCUACCAUAACCUAAAAAUGACAAAUUAAAGUAACAGUAUACUAUAUAUAUAUAUAUAUAUAUAUAUGGUAAAUUUGCAGACAGUAGAAAUUUUGAACUUACCUGAAAAGUACAACUGAUAGUAUAGAUUAAGCUAAAAAUUCUUAUUGUAAGGGAAUCGAAUAGGGUGCUGAGGAAAUAAAAUUGUCCAGGGUGCUAUUUUCAAAAAUGCUGUUUCCAGAAGGGCUCAGGAACUCUGCCUAAAAUACUUGAUAUGACAAGCAAUAUGGCCUACUGCAUAGUACUUUAAUAUGGCACAUUUUUCGAUAAUGUUCAUAGGGAAAAUGUGACUUAUGAGAUGUCAUUAUUAGGCAUUCUAUUGCUUUUCUUGUCAGUUAUUAACUUAGGAGCAUAGGUUGUCCUUAUAAACUGUAAUACUCAGAUUUAGGGAUGUCAAUUGAACAAAUUUCCAGAUUUUUCUGUGAUAAAUGGUACCCAUAUCAAAUAAGGAAAUUACAAACAUUUUUAUAUAUGUACAACACUACAGUAAAUAAAAUACAAAAUCCACAUACAAUGAAACUUUGAAGCUACACUUGCAAAAUCAUGUAAUUGGAAUAAUAUAAAUGAUUGAAAUCCCUGAAACUGGUGAAUUACCUACCCUUGGCUUCUCCAUGUUGUGUAAGCCGCCCAUGAUAUCUAGUUCAUGUUCUGGACAGGUGGUGAUGUGUAUAUUUGUCUGUUUAGAGCCUAGGAUAUACAAAAUCCCUUGUUCAGACUGAAAUAUAAUUGUAUAUCAUGAAUCCAGUGCAUUAUCUCCUGUUGUUUGUCCAGAAAUAUUGGUUGUUUGCUACAAUUUCUGUGUUUUAAUAUCUGUAAAGCAGGUUUUGUAAAGCAAAAUAUGUUGAAUGAUGAAUGAUUCUGAAAGAAUGAAGAAGAUAUUCUUAGAGAGAAUGAGUGUAAGUACAGAGACUUCACCUUCAUCAUAGAUUAAGGUCAUCUUCCAUAGACUUUUAGCUUUUCUCAUCUUCACAUCUUCAUUUUUGGUAGCCACUUUUCAGCACAUAUGAGAAUGUAAAGUCUGUGUAACAAGUUGGUUAAAAAUGGCUCAAAAGCUGGGCUAGACUUUAUACCCAAAGAGAUUGCAAUCAAAAAUAUUUGGGUUAUGAUGGCACUCAGUUACUUGUGUUGCCUGCAGCUGUUCCACCUACAUUUCAGGAGAGGAAGAUGUAAUAGAGAUCAGUGGCUAUGAUUGUAAAUAGGAAAAUGUUGGAUCUGAGGUGGGAAAAUAAUUUGAAAAUAUUUUUUUUCCUGGUCAUUUGUUAUAGUUUGAUACCAUUUUCAGUCACUGCAGUUUAAUUUUUAUGAGGUGUUAAGGUUAUUAGUUAAAACAUGAUUCCAUUGAGAAUAAAGGUGUGCCUAGGAUUUUAAUUCUUGUCAUUCAGACAAUUUAACUGUCUGUUGGAGAUAGGAAUUGCAGCAAGGCUCACAAGUUUAGCUAAUGAGCAUGCACCUCUCAUGUCACAUUUUGUAAUGACUGUCCACUUGGUCAAGAGAUAUUUCAAGCACUCUCAGAUUCUUCCAGUUAUUGAGUAGUCUCGGUGCAUAAUACAAGUUCUGUGAUAUUCAUCCUGUAAAGAAAGCCUUUUAUUGAAUAUGAUAUUAAAGUCUCAGAUUGUAUAAUCUGUAAAAACUUAUAAAUGCACAAAUAUUGUUAAUAUAAUUGGUGAACUAUUUUUCUGCUCCAAAGAGCAACGGUACAAGAGCUUACUUUCCUGUGUUCAUAUUUGAAAAAAUAGUGUGAUGAUUUUGAUGUCAUAAUGAAAUCCAUGACUUGAUAAUCCUGUUAAGGCAUUUAUACUGUGUGAGUGAGGAAAGAGCCAAUCAAAUAUAUUAAAAUUUAAGCAGCAUCAAUCAACAAUGGUCAAGUAAUCCCUUUUCAUCAUACAUUACUUGUGAAAAUGUCAGAUUACUUGUUACCUUCAAACACAGCCUAUCCACUGGUUUGUUUUUGUAUGUCUUAACCAACUUGUUGCCAUUAAAUGGUAGGUUUGUGGAUGGAUUUCAUCUGGAGGAAUUAGGGAAGUAUUCAGAGAAGAGAUUUUUGUAAUUAUAUUUUCUUGGUCUACUUUAAAGAAACCCAAGACUAAUGCAUGUAUAAAUGAACCAUCUUGUCAGUAUUUGCUUUUGUGAGAACAUAUAUUCAAAUGUGAUUGGUUGUAACCUAAACCACCCAAUCACUUUUGAAAGGGCCAUAUAAAUGUGUCUCACUGUCCUCUGAUUGGUCAGCUUCUAUAGUCCACAAGCCAAUCAGGUGUCAGUUAUACGUCCAAGCUCCUCCACCAUUAAAAUGAUUGUGACAACUUUUGCUGGAAAUGAGCAACUCAUAAAUAAUUUUGAGAAAGAAGUUUUUAUAUUAAAUUUGGAAAAAUAAUAAAAUUAUCUUGUUUCUUUUGU